AGUGGAUUUUACUGGGCUUUAAAAUAGAGAGAGUCAAUUUUCGAAUCAAUAGCAAAAUGCCUUCGUCACUGGCUGUCAGCGAGGUCCAGGUUGAGACCGUUACAUUCCCGCCGUCCGUCAAACCGCCAGGAUCAACCAAAUAUCUUUUUCUCGGUGGCGCAGGGGUAAGAAUAGGGCCGUACCAAGGCAAGCUGGACAAAGUCACCGCCAUUGGAGUGUACCUUGAAGACACUGCCGUACCGUCACUCGCCGAUAAGUGGCGCGGAAAGACUGCUGCUGAGUUGACUGAAUCCAAUGAAUUCUUUAAAAAUGUUGUUACAGGUCCCUUUGAGAAGUUCAUACGGGUGACUUUGAUCUUGACAUUAACCGGACAAGAAUACUCUGAGAAGGUCAUGGAGAACUCUCUGGCCAUUUUGAAAUCUGCUGGAAAUUACAGCGACACAGAAGCCAAAGCUGUUGAGAAAUUCAUUGAAGUCUUCAAGGAUGAAAACCACCCACCAGGGUCGUUAAUUCUUUUCACUGUAUCUCCCUAUGGGAAUGGAACACUAAAGAUUGGAUUUUCCGAAGAUGGUUCCAUCCCGGAAGUUGUGAAUGCAGUGAUAGAGAAUAAACUACUAGGUGAGGCUGUUCUGGAGUCGAUUAUUGGGGAGCAUGGUGUUUCCCCUGCAGCAAGAAAGAGCUUGGCGGAGAGACUUCCGGAGUUGUUCAAAGAUGGGGAAGAUAAAUUGACCGGAAAUGGAAAUGCCUAAUUUUACUAGUCGUUUUCUAUCCUGGAGAAAUCAUCUAUUAAUCUAUCUGAAUAAUUGAUUUCACGAGAAGGAUGUCAUCUGAUGACGUAGAAGUAAUAUGAAAUUUACAUGUUUUCAUGUUUAAACAUGAAUAAAAUUAUAUAUUAGCA
Messenger RNA from Rubroshorea leprosula, 898 nucleotides. The record is from the annotation of a GenBank genome assembly. NCBI's taxonomy places the organism in Eukaryota, Viridiplantae, Streptophyta, Magnoliopsida, Malvales, Dipterocarpaceae.